AUGCCGAAGCUGGAGGAUAACAGCCACGCCUCAUGGCCGGUAGAAAGCCAGUCAUGGGAUAGCUUUGACAUUCACACGUCGGACAUCAGCUUGUGCCGGGCGUGCAAGGUGAGCAUCUGCUGGAAUGGCGCGCAGAAGUGCGUCGGUUGCGUCUCUGGCCUCCCGAGACCUCUUCCAAGCAAGUUCCUGCGACAGCUGCGAGACGAGCUCGCCAGCCGCGAUGCCACCGUCAUGCUGCGGUGGCUCGACGGCACCGGACGAGUUGUGCACCACGGAGCGGUGGAGCGUGAGCCGGCGUGCGUCGACAAAUCGCAGAGGGCGGACAUGUGCGACAUGCUCUCACUGUACGUCCUGAAGAACGGCUGGGCCGCCUGGGCUCUGGAUCUCGCCGCGAGGGAGCUGCGUGGGAAGCCGGUGGAGAAGAGCCAUGUAAGCGGCGGGUAUAAGCGCAGCCGGCCGAUCGAGGACGACGCUGGUCCAAUUGCGCACUGGUGCUCAUGCGGCAAUCGGAAGCUAGAGUCGUCCGGACAGGCACAAUCCCUGUCCAUCGAGGUCGCCAUCGGGGCGCUGAAGGAACAGGCCAAGGCGCUCAAGGCGCCGGGCAAGCAACAACACCAGAAGCCAACCACCCUGACGCGCCAGGCCGGCGUGACGAAGAAACAGGCCAAGACGCAGAAGAAGCUGCCCCCAGUUUCGACGCGACAGCUCAGAUCAUCGACAAAGCAGCAGCUUGAAGCCUCCAAGAAUGCGCCACCCGCAGCCUCCGAGGCGGCUCCCAAGUCCGAAGAGGUCGUCCGCGCACGCGUGCCCACCAGAGAGCAAAUCGACCUGGCUUAUGAGCGUGGCAUGUGGGCGGGCGCGACGCCUGAGAUCUUCGCCGACGCACUGUGGUUGGCCGGGCCUGGCCGCCGGCAGAUUGAGAAGGAGAGCGGCAAAGCCAGCCAGGAGAUGCCCAGGGGCGCCCGCGGCUCCGUCGAGACGGUGCUGCUGCACUACUUCUUCAUGAACAACCACAUCAACACGCUGACCGACGGCCUGGAGGUGACGGUGCUGGGCGCCUAUCUGGCCGCUCUGGACCAUGGAAAGGUUCGAGACAGCGACUUCACAGCGUAUGCCGGCGACAUUGCGCGCCAUGCAAGCCUGGCCCGCUGGACGGUUGCCACCAUGGAGUUGGCGGUGCAGUGGCCGACCAUCCUCGACUGGCACGCGGGAUGUCUGUCGACGCUGGGGCUUGUCCGGGGCCUGACGCUGCGCGCGUGGGUUUACGCCUGCCAUUGGGACGUCCUGAUGCACUAUGAGCUCGGCAGCAGCGCCGAUUGGGAGGAGCAGGUGCCCUCGUGGCUGUAUAUUGCCUCUGCGCUUGGGCACGAUGCCGGCGAUCUGUGCAGCGACACGCGAUUGGGCUGUGCCGACAACGCCUACUUUGCCGUGGGGGCCACGGCCGGAUAUGAGGGUGUGGCCGCCUGCAUGGACAUUGUGUGCGACGCCCUCGAGGCGGUGGUGCUGCGGGACACGCGCGGCGCCAUCGACAUUGGCUGCGUGGCCGGCAGUGCCUGUGCGACGUUUGAGCGCACCGGCGGCGAUCUGUGUGCCUGUUCCAGCUCCAGUUCCAGCUCCAGCUCCGCCUCCAACUCCAACUCCAGCUCCAGCUCCAACUCCAAGCCCGGCGCGGCAUCGUCGCGCUCAUGCGAAGCCAACUCUGUGCUGGCGUCCAUCUGUGGCGAUCGCCGCAUCAGCGCCGAGGACGCGGCCAGCCUCGUCGGCAUCCGGGACGGCAUCAGGGCGCGCAGCCGCGAGCUGCCUCGUUUCCGCGGGUCCAGGGACAUGGCACAUCUCAGCCACACGGACCGCGAGGCUGUCUAUGGACAGUGUCUCGCCGCCAUCGCGACGGGCGGCAGCGGAGCCAAGCAGGCUCACGCGCGGCUGCAGGUUGCGUAUGCGAGCGCUGCGCAGUCGCUGUGCGGCCAGCUGCGACGGUCGGCAGCCGAGCUGCGCCAGCGAGUUGGCGGGGAUGCGCUGAACCUGAGCAGCGACUGCAUGUGCGGAGGCGAGUGUUCCCUGUGGUGA
Trichoderma reesei QM6a is the source of this 2067-nucleotide messenger RNA. RefSeq lists its product as uncharacterized. NCBI's taxonomy places the organism in Eukaryota, Fungi, Ascomycota, Sordariomycetes, Hypocreales, Hypocreaceae. The transcript has a single exon. The record is from RefSeq and is a predicted model, not a curated record. The coding region runs from base 1 to 2067 and encodes 688 amino acids.